AGCUGCGAAGCCGGCGAGACAGGUCAUAGCUGCGUCUGCUGCCAUGGUGCCACCAGCAUUCGAGGACGCCGGCAAACAGGCUGGCAUCGCCGUAUGGAGAAUCGAGAAUUUUGAACCAGUUGCCUAUCCUAAGAAAGACUAUGGAAAGUUUCACACUGGGGACUCCUACAUAGUCCUGAAUACAGUGGAGAGGAAGGGCACAUACAACUGGGAUAUCCAUUUCUGGCUUGGGAAAGAAACUUCACAGGAUGAGGCUGGUGCAGCUGCUAUCCUAUCAGUAGAACUAGAUGAUCAUCUUGGAGGGUCUCCUGUCCAACACCGUGAAGUGCAGGAUCACGAAUCUCAGCUUUUCUUGUCCUACUUCAGAGCUGGUGUGAGGUAUCUCCCUGGAGGGGUGGCAAGUGGCUUCCACCAUGUGGAUCCUGAUGCUGUGGAGAAGAGGCUCUUCCAAGUUAAAGGCAAACGAAACAUCAGAGUGAGACAGGUUGAUGUCAACAUUUCUUCAAUGAACAAAGGUGACUGUUUUAUACUGGAUGCAGGGAAAACCAUAUAUGUUUAUAUGGGUGCCACUAGCAAAAGAACUGAAAAACUGAAGGCAAUUAGUGCAGCAAACCAAAUCAGGGAUCAAGAUCAUGCUGGAAGGGCUAAAGUUAUUGUUAUUGAUGAGUACAGUAAUGAUGUUGAAGUGAUAAAAUUUUUUGAAGAAUUGGGUUCUGGAUCUCCAACUGAAGUACCAGAUGAAGAUGAAGGUGGGGAUGAUGUAAACUUUGAGAAAACCCAGGAGGCAGUUGUGACUCUAUAUAGGGUUAGUGACGCAGGGGGUGAGAUGGUGGUUGAAAAAGUUGGAGAGAAACCACUUCAUCAAGACAUGCUGCAAUCAAAUGAAUUUGGAGGCCAGGACUGCUUUAUUUUGGAUACAGUGACAUCAGGAAUAUAUGUCUGGAUUGGCCGACGUUGUACAAAGGAUGAAAAAGUGGAAGCAAUGAAAAGAGCUCAGUCAUUUUUGACAACAAAUAACUAUCCUGUGUGGACAAAGGUUCAACGAAUAGUAGAAGGUGGAGAACCAUCAACAUUCAAACAAUAUUUCAGUGGCUGGAGAGAGGCAGGUGAUCAAAUUGGUCUAGGAAGGAUCUAUACAGUGGAGCAAAUUGCGGCAAGCAUGCCUGAGCCAGAUUUUGAUCCCAGCUCUUUACAUGCCGAAAAAAUAAGACUUCUAGCUAAGAAUGCUGGCAGAGCCUUUGGUUUUAUGCCUGAUGAUGGAUCAGGAAAAGCAGAAGUAUAUCGAAUUGAAGAUUUUGAAUUAGUGCCAAUUGAUCCUGCUACAUAUGGAAUGUUCUUUGGUGGCGACUCUUACGUGAUAAAGUAUACAUAUGAGAAAGACAGACGAGAAAGCUACAUAAUCUACUUCUGGCAGGGCAAAGAUAGCACUCAAGAUGAAAGAGCAGCUUCUGCAAUUCAUGCUGUAAGACUUGAUGAUGAAGUUGGUGGAAAAGCUGUUCAAGUGAGAGUUACACAGGGCAAUGAACCAAGGCAUUUCUUAAGAAUAUUUAAAGGUAAAAUGAUCAUCUUCAUGGGUGGAAAAGCUAGUGGUUUCAAAAAUUUGCGUGAUCAUGACACUUACGAUACUGAUGGAACAAGACUCUUCCAGGUCCGUGGUACCUGUCCAGAUGAUGUAAGGGCUGUACAAGUUCCUGAAGUAGCGUCUUCUCUACAGUCAGAUGAUGUGUUUGUGCUGGAAAUACCUGGAAAAACCUUUGUGUGGCUUGGAAAGCUUUCAAAUGAUGAGGAAAAAGAAUUUGGAGCACAUGCAAGUGCCCUUGUUUCACCAGAUGUUACUGUAACUACUAUAAAUGAAGGAGAUGAGCCAGAUGAAUUCUGGGGAGCUCUUGGAGGCAAGGGAGAUUAUCUAUCAGAAUUUGAUGCUCAAGGAAUUCCUCUUCUUGGACCCAGACUUUUCCACUGCAGGAUUACAAUUACCGGUAGAUUCAGAGUUGAAGAGAUCCCUCAUUAUAAGCAGGAGGACUUGGAUGAAGAUGAUAUCAUGGUGCUGGACUCGGGAGAUGAAAUUUAUGUGUGGGUUGGUAGCAGAUCAACACAAGAAGAAAAGGAAAAGAGCCUCAAAAUGGCUGAGACCUACUUGAAGACGGAUCCCAGUGAUAGACGCCGUGAUCGGAGUGUUAUCAUCACAGUCAAACAAGGAGAAGAACCUGUUAGCUUCACUGCAUUGUUCCCUGACUGGGACCCAACUAUGUGGGAGGAAGAUAAGGAAACAGCCAUUUAAAUCAGCAUAAAUGUCCUUGGUCAGCUAUGAGGAUGUCAAGAAUCAACUGGCAGAAUUUAAUUCAACAAUUGAGGACUGAACUAGUUCUUAAUAUUUCUGUCUCAAGAUAUGUUGCUUAUUAAAUGUAAAUAAAUAUUUAUUAUUAGAUUUUUCAUUAAAGGCUUAUGUUUUAAAUAUUAGUUACUUGCUGACGUGUGUAAGCAAAAGUAGGUUGAUAUGCAUAAUUGUAGAACUUUUUAUUAAAUCUGGGAUACGUCACAUGGUUUUAUGUUUAUUCGAAGUGAAUGAAAUGGAGUACAGUAUCAUUGUUAAAUUUUUGCUAUCCUGUAGUGCAGAAUUGGUUUCAGAUGUGGAAACUCUUCUAAUUAAAAUUGUUAUAACUGCUGGCUUCCUAAAAUAUGAAGUUCUUUUCUCACAUAAGAACCAAAAAUAUAUAGAUAAAUUAUACUGACAAACUAUAAUAUUUAGCAACAAAAUAUAAUCACUUUAUUUUUGCUUAAGAUAAUAUUUUCAUUUAAUGAACAUAAAUGUCUGUAGUUCAAAAAGGUCUCUCUCUAAGACUGUGGGGCCAGAUUUUUUUUUUUUUUUGCGCUCAUCUUUGUGUGACUGUCUUUUUCACAGUGUAAAGAUGUAAUUCCUUUUUAUGAAAACUGAAAGAGGUUACUUGUCAGGCAUAUAUAAGUUGUAGCAGAACAUGUCUUAGAUGAAAUCUUGAUAAGAACCUUAAUGCCUGACAAAAGUAAAUACAUCAGAGUGCAUUGAUGACCUACAUAUUUGGAAGUAAAAUGUCAAUUGUAAUGGUGGUGGGCUGGCAUCUACUCUUCAAGCUGUUGUACAUCAGUAUGUGUGAAUCUCUGCAAACCAAUACGGUUUUGUUUUACUGUUGUCUACAGUGGAGAUAAUCCUGUUAUGUAAGAACCUGAUGUACAAAGUACUGUAACUGAAGGAUAUUGCUGUUCUAUAACUCUUCAAUGAAACUGUUUGCUUUUCAAAUAGGACUACAUGCAGCUAAAAUCUGGUUUAUUUCAAUUUUGCUGUGAGUUUUCUGUUAUCUCUCCAAUAGUAUAGUACCACCAUUACAUAACCUAAACCAAAAUAAAAAUCAUUGAUAGAGUUUUGAAGGCUGAACAACAGUAUGAAGACAUCUCCUUGUCUGCAAGUGCACCACAUAUAUUAUUCUGUCAGUAUGUUUAGAUACGAAUGAUUACCUACAAUAAUUUGUUACUAUUUCAACUGUGUGAUAACAUAAUAUUUGUAGUAAUCUCCAAGAAAAUUGUGUAUAAUGACUGUGGAAAUAAUAAAAUGGUUAAACAAUGAAA
Molecule: messenger RNA, 3600 nt
Organism: Schistocerca piceifrons (Central American locust)
Lineage: Eukaryota; Metazoa; Arthropoda; Insecta; Orthoptera; Acrididae
Product: gelsolin, cytoplasmic
Exons: 20
Coding region: 44-2281 (745 amino acids)
Biological process (GO): actin filament severing; barbed-end actin filament capping; actin polymerization or depolymerization
Cellular component (GO): actin cytoskeleton; cytoplasm
Molecular function (GO): phosphatidylinositol-4,5-bisphosphate binding; actin filament binding
Source: RefSeq, a predicted model, not a curated record